Messenger RNA from Trachymyrmex septentrionalis, 426 nucleotides. RefSeq lists its product as uncharacterized. The record is from RefSeq and is a predicted model, not a curated record. NCBI's taxonomy places the organism in Eukaryota, Metazoa, Arthropoda, Insecta, Hymenoptera, Formicidae. The coding region runs from base 1 to 426 and encodes 141 amino acids. The transcript has a single exon.
AUGCCCGAGCGCAGGGGGGGGGGCGCGCUGCGCACCGAACACACGCACCGCGACGUGCGAUGGUGCCUAGACAGUGGCGCCACCUCCCACCUGAGUAACUCGGCACUCGACUUCGACACGAUCCGUGCCGAAAAAGGUAUCGAACUGAAUUUGGCAAACGGCUGCUCAACGAGCAUACGCGCGAGAGGUGAAGUAUCCCUAAGCGCAAACGUCCUAGGUAAGGUCAAAGAUUUUCGUUUGAUCGACGCCCUACAUGUUCCUGACCUGCGCACUAACCUCCUGUCAGUCGGAAAGAUCACUUACAAAGGCUACAAGGUCAUUUUCAACAGGGACACGGCCACCGUUUGUGACAGCCAAGACGUCGUCAAACUGGUCGCCGAUCGCUUGAACGGAUUGUACUACGUACGCGAUGCAUCGAGCCGUUAA